UAUAUUUGGUCAAACAUUAGCUGGUUACAAAACUAAAAGGUGGACAGAGAGAUUACAUGUGCAACACGCGACUGUAGCGUCUAGUCUGCUCAGUCCACAGCGGAAGAUAUAAUAUCACUCGAGAGAGGAGUUUAUAGCAAAAAGAAAGAAAAAAACAUGGAGAGGACGGUCAGCCUCCCCAAUCAGCCCGACAAAACUACCACAGUGACUCUGGUAGAGAGCAGCACCGCCCCCAGCGGGCUGGAACUGGUCAGUUCCUACCAGACCAACAGAGUGGGGGACCCCAUGGACCUGGUGGCCCUGGCAUCGCAAGUACAGAAGGGAGAUGAUUUCAUUAAAGCCAACGCUUGCAACAAACUGACAGUCAUCGCUGACCAGAUCAGAUACCUCCAGGAACAGGCGAGAAAGGUUUUAGAAGAGGCUAAAAGAGACGCUGACCUCCACCAUGCUGCCUGUAAUAUUGUGAAAAAAGCAGGCAACAUGUAUUACCUCUACCAACGGCCAUCUGGACAGAAAUACUUCUCCAUCAUCUCUCCUAAGGAAUGGGGUCCAAGUUGCCCUCACUCUUUUGUCGGCGCAUUCAAACUUCAACACGACAUGUCCUGGACCCCCAUCGAUGAGGUGGAGAAGAGAGACUCAGAGAUCGCCAUCAUGGACAAACUUCUCAGCCAGCAGACUGCCUUACCACCUUUCACAGGACCCAACUUCAAGGGCCUCUCUGACUGAAGGACUGAAUAAAGGACUGGACUUUGAAAAGGACACUGGGUGGAUGCUAACUAUAGUCUUAAUGGACAUGAAUUUGAACUGACUAUAACCCAUACAUGGAUUGGAAUCACACACAGUGUCCUGGGUGACUUUUAUGCACUGACUGAAGUGCACAAUGCAUCACUGUCACUUUUUGUUUGUAUACACAGCGGCUGCUGAUGUUGGAUGUAUACAGCUCCAACCUUAGGGAUGCUUUCCUAAAAUUGAAAAAUAUCAAAUUGGACUACUCUGGAAAGCCUGUGUAUGGACCUUUUACCAAAUAAAGUUUAAAAUAUUUACUUGUUAGCCUUUAUUAAACCUGUUUCACCCACAGUUAUCUUGUCAACUUACAUCACAAGGAUAAAAUUUAAAGCUGCCCUGUAGAGAUUUCUGCAAGGAAAAGGCACCAUUGUAUGUUGGAGGCUCUUUCAUUUCUAGCCUGUAACCAAUAUGAUGUGAAUUGUUUUGACUGUACUUGGUAAAUAAAUACCAAAAUAUUUCAUUUUACAUUAUUGUUUAAUUUCAGGUCAAGAAAAUUAAAGUGCAAUA
Molecule: messenger RNA, 1293 nt
Organism: Chelmon rostratus (copperband butterflyfish)
Lineage: Eukaryota; Metazoa; Chordata; Actinopteri; Chaetodontiformes; Chaetodontidae
Gene: c2h1orf50
Product: chromosome 2 C1orf50 homolog
Exons: 5
Coding region: 157-726 (189 amino acids)
Source: RefSeq, a predicted model, not a curated record